Messenger RNA from Populus trichocarpa (black cottonwood), 1265 nucleotides. Its product is annotated as protein LIKE COV 3. The record is from RefSeq and is a predicted model, not a curated record. Gene Ontology annotation, cellular component: Golgi apparatus. Bases 120 to 932 code for a protein of 270 amino acids. The transcript is spliced from 6 exons. Lineage: Eukaryota; Viridiplantae; Streptophyta; Magnoliopsida; Malpighiales; Salicaceae.
UAAAACGCCCGCGUGUCGAUGCAGGUUCGUUAGAGAGAGGACGCAUUCGUUGGAAUUCCUAGCUUGCAAGAGAGAAAGGAGAAUUACCAAAAGAAAAGCUGAAAAACAGAAAGAAAGAAAUGGCAGCGAGAGACAGGGAUCUAGAGCGUUUAAUACCCAUUCAAAAUCCAGAUAUUAAUAUUAACAAUAUCAUUACCAAUGGAGGGUCUAAUUCUUCCUCUGAAUCUGUCUCUCCUAUCAUCUCUUCUCAUCACUCCUCCAGCGAAGAGGCAAUGUCUAAAGUCAUCAGAAGCUGGGCUUCGAAGAAGUUCAUGUCUGGAUGUGUCAUUUUGCUUCCUAUGGCCAUCACAUUCUGCAUCACUUGGUGGUUUAUUAGUUUUGUGGAUGGAUUCUUCUCUCCAAUCUAUGCUCAUUUUGGAGUCAAUAUAUUUGGUCUUGGAUUUGUGACCUCCAUAUCUUUCAUCUUCCUGAUUGGUGUGUUCAUGUCCUCAUGGUUGGGAGCUUCUGUUCUUGGCUUGGGAGAAUGGUUUAUCAAGAAAAUGCCUUUUGUUAGCUAUAUUUACUCUGCUUCUAAACAAAUCAGUGCAGCAAUUUCCCCAGAUCAGAGCUCCAACGCCUUCAAGGAAGUGGCCAUCAUAAGGCAUCCACGUCAUGGGGAAUAUGCUUUCGGAUUUAUCACAUCCAUUGUUAUUCUUCGUGGAAGCAUGGGCGCAGAGGAACUGUGCUGUGUUUAUGUGCCUACCAACCACCUUUAUCUUGGAGAUAUUUUCCUCAUCAGUUCGAAGGAUAUUUUGAGACCUAAUCUCUCAGUUCGAGAAGGAAUCGAAAUUGUCAUCUCAGGGGGAAUGUCAAUACCACAGAUAUUGAACACAAUGGAUUCACAUGCUGUUCAUGCAACAGGACUUGGUAAAUUCGCAGUGCCACCAGUAUAGUUGUUUUCAACAAUUUGUCAGGUUUACACUUCAAGAAGAAUUGUGCAUAUAAUGCCAGGCAGUAUUGCGUCAUCCCAGGGUGAAGCAAUGGUCCUGGUCUGCUAAUCAGUAGAAGCAUUAGAUUUUUUAUGUUUUGAAGGGUUAGUUUUUAAUUCCGAGAGAAAUCUUAUAAUACUGAAUGGGAUUUCUGUAUGUCUAAUUACACUUUUUUUUUCCUUAGCAGAAUUGAUUUUGGAGGUUAAUGAUUGAUAUGAUUUGAAUGUUAUGAUAAGCAUCAAGUUGGCUCAGUCAUCUGAAGUCAAUCGGAAAUUACAUUGUUAAGCUUUUCACGAA